AUAUCGAUUACAAAACUUCUGUGAACUUUUUGUACAUACCUUAUUUGUUAAACGUUAUUUUCUGUUAGGAUAUGAAAAUGAUUCUCAUCAUUUAUGGAGAAUUCCAGGUGGUGGUGGUAUUCCUAUAUCAACAUUAGAAUUGGAAUCAAUUGGUAUUGUUAGUGCAUUAAAUGGUUCAAUAUCAAUAUAUCUUACAGAUAAACGUGGUGUUGGUAAAAGUAGUUUAUUAGAAUGUCCAAUAUCAAUUAUUGAAAAUUUGUCAGCUUGUUUAUCAUAUAUAAAAGAAAAUGAAUAUCGUUUAAAAGAAAAUACAUUUACAAAUACAGGAUAUGAUUUAGAAUAUAUUCUUAAAGUAAUAAAUGGUGAUUAUCGUCAAUAUUUAAAAUCUAAUAAACGUGUUAUAUUAAUGGGAUCAAGUCAAGGUACUUAUCUAUUACAACGUUAUCUUCAUAUAACUGAAGAUAAUCAACAAGUUGAUGGAAUAAUAUUUGAUUCAGUUUUACCAACUGAUAUAACACGAUUAACUCAUGGUGAUAAAUAUAUGAAUUAUAUUUUUUUAGAUUUAUUUACACGUUGUUCACAAGAUGAACAAGGAUGUUCAAUAUAUUUUCAAGAUAAUUAUCCAAUUCGUGCACUUUAUACUUAUAAAAUGAAUGAAGAUUUUCAAACAAAUUCAUCUUGUCUUUAUCAAUUAAACAUAACAAGAGAAGAUAUUGAUAAAAAAAUGUCAUUUAUUUUUUAUCCAAAUUCAAUGGAACUUUUUCCUGCAUUAAUCUAUCGAAUAAAUCGAUGUAAUUCGGACGAUAAAAACGUUUUAAAACAUUUUAUAAAUGUAACUCAACCACCAGCUCAAGAUCGUCUACCAGGAUAUUCAAUAUUAGUCGAAUUAAAUAAUAAUUUAGCUGAAUUAUGGUCUCCAUUAAAUCGAAAUGAAAAAAAUCCUUCUUGUGAUUAUUUAAAAGGAUUAUCAAUGAAUACAUUUGUAGGAACACAUGUUAUGCCUGAUAUUUAUUGUCCUAUAGAAGAAAAAAAAAUCUUAGGAUAUCCAACUGAUAAAUUUUAUAGAAAAUAUCCAAAAAAAAAAAGUGAUAUGGAUUCAGCAUUACCAAUUCCAAUAGCACGACAUUUUUAUAAACAAUAUUCAUUAAUUAAUUCUAAUAUAACUUAUAUUGAAAUGGCACGUACAGGACAUACACCUACAACAAUAUCAUAUAUAUUAUCACCAACAUUUCAACCUGAUCGUUCAUGUUUAGAUAAAAUAAGUAAAAUUGAUUUUUCUGGUAGAACAACAAGAACUAAACGCUUAGCUAUUCAAUAUUUUGGAAGUGAUGAUAUUUGGGGAAUAAAAAAAGAAAAUGAAACAAUAAAUAAUUUAGCUCAUGUUUCAUUGCAAUCUUGUGAAAUGUUAUCGUUUGACGAUGACAAAAUUUUACAUAGCAUAAAAAGCAAACUUAAUAGUCUUAAUAAUAAUGGAACAGAAACUAUUAUUGAUUCUAUUCAAACUUGUGGAUAUAAAUGGAAUAUAAUUGAAAAUGAUGAUGGUGACUAUUUUAAAGACCAUGCACAACGACAACGAUCUCAGGUAACGAACAUAUUUAUUGGUAUUAUUUCCCUAUGUAAACAAAUAUGGCACGUUGAAAAUGUUAAAGAGUACACAAUAUUCAAACAAUUAUCAAGUUUAUUACAAAUAUACAACUGA
This is a messenger RNA of Rotaria sordida, 1699 nucleotides long. NCBI's taxonomy places the organism in Eukaryota, Metazoa, Rotifera, Eurotatoria, Philodinida, Philodinidae. The record is from the annotation of a GenBank genome assembly.